GUGCCAUCUCAACCAAAAGGUGCGCGUAGUCUAAUAUUCGCGUUACGUCAUCGACGUGUGAAGGCUGGUUCAAGGAGUAUGGCUAGUGAUCAAAUAUGCUAUACUUUAGUCGGUUUGUCAUCUGAAGCAAAAACGUAUACUGAGCAAAAACUCAAGGACGAUUUGCAGAACAGCAAUGAUAAUGUGAAAAGAGAGGCACUUAAGGAACUUAUUCGGCUAAUAAUUAAUGGCGAGAAGUUUCCCAAUUUAUUGAUGACUGUGAUUCGCUUUGUUAUGCCGUCACAGGAUCACAUGAUUAAAAAGCUGUUGCUUCUAUUUUGGGAAGUUGUGCCUAAGUACAGUUCGGAUGGAAAACUUCUACAUGAAAUGAUACUAGUGUGUGAUGCUUAUCGCAAAGAUUUACAACAUCCAAAUGAAUUCAUCCGUGGGUCAACUUUACGAUUUCUGUGUAAAUUAAAAGAACCUGAAUUAUUGGAGCCUAUUAUGCCAUCUAUUCAACAGUGUCUGGAACAUCGACAUGCAUAUGUUCGACGAAAUGCAGUGCUGGCAAUUUUCACGAUAUACAAAAACUUCGAAUCGCUUAUUCCGGAUGCACCUGAAAAAAUUUUAAGAUUCCUCGAACAAGAGCAAGAUUCUUCUUGUAAAAGGAAUGCUUUUAUGAUGUUACUUCAUGUCAGUCAGAGUACUGCUCUUGAUUACCUUACUUCUUGUUUGGAUGAAGUACAAAAUUUCGGUGACAUUCUUCAGCUCAUAAUUGUAGAGUUAAUCUACAAAGUAUGUCUUGCUAAACCUUCUGAAAGGCUACGGUUUAUUCGUUGUAUUUACAGCUUAUUACAAUCUAGUAGUGCUGCUGUGCGCUAUGAAGCUGCAGGAACGCUGACAACACUAAGUUCCGCCCCGAGUGCCAUUAAGGCAGCCGCAAGUUGUUACAUUAAUUUAAUCCUGAAGGAAAGUGAUAACAAUGUGAAACUAAUUGUAUUAUCACGUCUCACUGAUUUACGUCAGUAUCAUGAGCGUAUUCUACAAGACCUAAUUAUGGAUAUCGUGCAGAUCAUAAAUGCAUCUGACAUGGAAGUUCGUCAGAAAACACUUAAUUUAACGAUGGAUUUAGUGACAGCUCGUACAGCGGAAGAAUUGAUUAAGAUAUUUCGUAAAGAACUUAUCAAAGCUUGCAGCACGAAUACCCGGCCUUCAGCUUCAGCGAGUGAUGGGGAAAAGUCUUCUGCAGAUGAUCAAAAUUCUGACGAAUCCGUUUACCGUUUUUCACUAGUGCACACUAUAUAUGAUAUUUGCUUACGGUUUCCAGAAGUAUUACCAAGCAUUGUACCGACAGUUUGUGAAAUUUUGACCUACGAAGAAAUUGGCGAUACACGAGCUGCAAAUGAGGCUUGUAAAUUUUUACGUGAAAUUUUGGAGCGAUUUCCUCAAAGAAAGGCUGACAUUUUGGAAAAAUUGAUGCAAAUUUUUCCAUCGAUUAUCGGCCGUGAAACUCUUCGACAUUUAGUUUGGAUUUUUGGUGAAUAUUGUACUACUUAUGAAGAAAUUAACUCCUUUAUGACUCUUAUUCGCCAGGUUAUCGGCGAGCUACCACUUGUUGAUGAGGAGUUACGCAGACAAGCUAGUCAAGUGAAUUCAGUGGAUUCGUCUGCUGAAAACCAAAGUCAGCCGUCCGUGCUAAUUUCAGGUGGUGUAAAUGUUGGUGUCAGUCCAGCACAACGUGUUACUGCAGAUGGGACAUACGCAACUCAGUCUGCUUUUACUCUACGUUCAAAUAAAGAUUCUAGCUCAGUGAAUGCAAUCAAACGACCUGUCCUACAAGCAGCUCUAUUCGAAUCACAUUAUAUGCCUGGAGUUGUAUUAUCUGCCUGUUUAGUGAAAUUAUUUUAUCGAUAUUCAUUGCUUCUUAAACAAGAGCAAACGAAAACCGUUAAAGAUGAAUGCACAAAAACUAAAAUAAUUUCAAAAGAAAAUUCAUUCGCUGCUGAAUGUAUGCUUAUCAUUGCGAGUAUGAUACAUUUGGCUACUAGUCAACUACUUCCACAUCAAGUGAAUCCUGACCACUUAGAUCGUAUGUGGAUUUGUCUAAAGAUCUUGGCUGAUCGUCGUCCUGAAGUCUUAGAGGCUUUCGAACAUACAUCUCGUGGCUGUCUUACUGAAAUGCUUGCAUACCAAGAGUCAGAACGUAAAAACAAUGCUAAAGCUCGUAAUCAAGGCUUAAUUGAGCAUCAAAAACAGUUGGCUGAGUUGAAUCGUGCGGACGCGCCGAUCAAAUUCUCUCUACUUACUGGCCAAACUGAGUUCGGUGACACAGUAGAUCGUUUUGACUUAACACUUAGUCAAGCGCUGGGUGCAGGUGGAAAAGGCAGUGCUGGUGAUGCUUAUGCUACAUCUAAACUCAGUAAGGUUCACCAAUUAACUGGCUUUUCUGAUCCUGUAUACGCAGAAGCGUAUGUUCAUGUGAAUCAAUUCGAUAUUUUGUUAGAUGUAUUAGUUGUUAAUCAAACUAAAGAUACACUGCAAAAUUUAACAUUAGAACUGUCUACAUUAGGCGAUUUACGUCUGGUUGAAAAACCUAGUCCAUUAACAAUUGCACCUCAAGAUUUUGCUAAUAUCAAAGCAAAUAUUAAGGUUUCUUCCACAGAAAAUGGUAUCAUCUUUGGAAAUAUAUCCUACGAUGUUCGGGGUUCAUCUGGCGAAACAACUUGCAUUGUGUUAAAUGAUAUUCAUAUUGAUAUUAUGGAGUACAUUAUGCCAGCCACUUGUACACCAAGUGAAUUUCGUCAAAUGUGGUCUGAAUUUGAAUGGGAGAAUAAGGUUACUGUGAAUACACAAAUCAAAGAUCUGUUCAUCUACUUAUCUCAAAUUACAAGCCAUACGAAUUUACGUUGCCUAACACCUACCGAGGCUCUUUCGGGUGAUUGUGAUUAUCUUUGCGUGACGCUUUAUGCCAAGACAAUAUUUGGCGAACAUGUUUUAGCUAAUUUAUGUUUAGAAAAAGCGGAAGCUGAUCAACCUGUAACUGGUCAUGUACGAAUUCGAGCUAAAACACAGGGUAUGGCUGUUACAAUGGGAGAAAGAGUACGUUCAGUUUAACCCCUCUGAUAGUCAAUAUCAUGUACUUUAAUGUGAGAUGAAUGUAGUUUAAAAGGAAACUAUUUAGUAGUAUGCUGUAAUAAAUCAAGUUUUAUAUUUUCUGGUUGUUUUAUUGUAUUUAAAGUGAGUGACUUGGUAAAUGGUUACCAGUUUAAUUCAUAUAUCUCUGUCGUUUCCUCUUCGAAUCCAAAAAAAUAUUAAUUUUCUUGUCAUAUUCCUAUAUUGUAUUAUUUAUUCAUAGGUAAGGAAAUAAAACCAUUGACAACCUCAAUUAUUAAUCUGAUUUACAUGACUCUUACAGUUCUAGGAUAAGUUAUUAUUAGAAUAAUAUGAUUAAUCCAGUUUGCUCAUAUUAUCAAUAAAAUUCACCAUAAAUUCGAAUACUUAUUUGUUUGUAUAAUAUACAUAAAUACUGGUACACACAGAUAAAUAAGUGAAGUCUUAAACAGUUGAAUAAAUCAAUCAGAAUAAGUAAGCGACUAUAGUAUAUAGUGGGACAUAUAAUUUAGCUAGAAAUACCGGCGAAACUAUAAUUUAUGAACAAAUCAGUCAGAUUUGAGAUGGCUGAUCUUGGAUUUCGACGUGUAAUUCAUCCACUCAUUUGGCUAAAUAAGAUUUUGUCAUAAUAGCUGAUGUCAGUUCGCGAUGAAAACAUUAAAUCUGAUUUCUAACCCUAACGUUCAACUGUAAAUCUUAAUCUUAAUUCCUCAUACUAAUACAUAAUCCUCGUUUAACCCUAUUAAGUAGGUGGACAUUCCAAGGUCAUUUUAGUGUUGCUCUAAGGUCGUCCAUAAAUUAUCGUCUUACCGAAAUACCAUCUGAAAGAUUUCCUUCAGUUAAGCGAUUUCCUCUCACUUUUUCUAAUGUAAAAUAAAACCACAACAAAAUCCCUACUUGCUUCUAUUCGGAGUCAUCCUUUAAAUUUAUAGAAAAACUAAGGAUGUUGCCUAAAUAAAAUGACAAAGUUCAUUGUCAUUAUUAUCACUUACCACGUGUUAAUUCACAAGUUAAACUAGAAAACUUAUCGUAAACCGAAUCACGAAUAAAGCACUAUCUUUUCAACUUCUUUAAACUUUAAAUAAUCUCCUUUAUGCAUUGAAUCCUACCUUUUGAUUGGAGAGUAUGAAUUGACUGGGAUUCUUUAAUUACUUUUGGAAAUAUCGGUGCCUAUUGUCAUCCGAAGCGAUGGGGGUGUAUAUCUUGUAACAUAACUUAUGUAUAGCACUAUUCUGACUAAGUAGUAUAUUACCACUGGUUUAUUUUGCAAUUCCUAUCUUUCUAUUGGUUUCACAUUUCUGUUUCAUAGGUUAGCAGCUGUCAAAAGAACUGGCCAGUUAAUAAUUCCCGAACCCCAAGUGACAAUACUACAAAACAUCAAGAUGAUGAGAAUUCCGAUGAAAAUGUAAUACGUUCUCAUUCACCAGUUAAUAAUACAUUGGUGAAUAGUCACUAACUUACUUGCUUUGAUUUUUUUUCAUUCUUUUGUCUACAGGGAACUCGGUUUAUUUCUCCCUGUAUUCGCUUAUUCCUACUCAAAUUGUUUUGUUGUAAGCUGAACUGGGUGAAACCUUUUAAUAAUCUGCAUUACGUUUUACUCAUGAGUGUUCUAAGCACUACGUCUUUGUAAUAGUUACUACUCUGUUUUGGUUCUUUUAUUCACUCCCCCUUUUUUGUAACUUAGUCUAAUAUAAAUAUUUUUUCUG
This is a messenger RNA of Schistosoma intercalatum, 4796 nucleotides long. Lineage: Eukaryota; Metazoa; Platyhelminthes; Trematoda; Strigeidida; Schistosomatidae. The record is from the annotation of a GenBank genome assembly.